AGAUUUUAAGAAACAGAAUAGCAAACCCAACUUGCCAAAUAAUCAAAAUCUUUCAGGCAAACUCAUGGGUCUCAAAGAUCUUCAUCUCAAGUUUAAGCAAGGCUUGCAGCUGAGGCGAAUUCUCAAGAUAAAUACUGGGUUUAAGAAGAAAGAGGCCAACUUUACCAAAAAACCUUCAUGGAUGAUGCCAGCAGUUUCACAUGGGCAUCAUGUGGUGGAGGGUUAUGAUGGAUCCGACUGUGACUAUUUUAGGGUUCAGAGAGAGCAGAUUGAAGAGCUUGAGCUUUGGCUUUUUGGAGUUUCGGAUCCUCGGAUUGGGGACGGAGUUACCAAGUACAUGCAGGCACAUCUGUUUGAUAAGAAACCUAAAGAGUCUUACAUAAAGGGAAAGAGCCAAGAGACUAUGAAAAAAGCAUAUCUUAGUGCUAAAUCAAAGGUUAGAGAUGCCCAGGAAACUGAGGAGGCAAAUGGAGUGGGUUCGGUUUCGGCAAUGGUGAUCGAUGGUGAAAAGCUAGUGUUAGCUAAUAUGGGCAACUACAGAGCAAUUGUUUGCAGAGAGGGUUUAGCUCAUGAAAUAGGCAGCAGGCACAAGCAAUCACCCAAAAGGAGUUGGUCUAGUAGAUUUUUCAGAGCAAGCAAUAAGCAAUCUAAAAGCUCAGAUCUUGUUGUUGGGGCCGAAAAGAUUGAGAAUGAUACUGAAUUUGUCAUCUUAGCAAGCAGUGGAAUAUGGGAGGUGAUGAAGUAUCAAGAGGCUGUGAAUCUCAUAAGGAACAUCGAGGAUCCACAAGCAGCUGCCAAGUAUUUGGCAAAGGAAGCUUCAAACAGACUGAGCAGAAGCAACAUUUCUUGCUUGAUCAUUCGAUUUGAUUGACGUUUCAUUUGUCGAUUUCCGUAGUCUUUGUUCAUCUUGUAUGGGAUGUAGAGUUGAUUUUUCGUCAAAACAUGUCUGGAUUAGCAAUAGAACAUGCGAUGAGAUGCAUGUUGGAUACAUUUGGAAC
Fragaria vesca subsp. vesca is the source of this 998-nucleotide messenger RNA. RefSeq names its product putative protein phosphatase 2C-like protein 44-like. The record is from RefSeq and is a predicted model, not a curated record. The transcript is spliced from 6 exons. Gene Ontology annotation, molecular function: protein serine/threonine phosphatase activity. Gene Ontology annotation, biological process: protein dephosphorylation. Gene Ontology annotation, cellular component: nucleus; cytosol. NCBI's taxonomy places the organism in Eukaryota, Viridiplantae, Streptophyta, Magnoliopsida, Rosales, Rosaceae. Bases 65 to 871 code for a protein of 268 amino acids.